AUGAAGCCAUGGCAAGAGUUUUGCCCAGAGGAGCGGUGCAAGCUGCUCGAGGCGGCGCCUGGACAGCUCCAAGGCAUGGGCCUUACCGCUAUCACCGUUGUCUCCGUGAAGUCUGAAAGCCUGGCGCUCGCAAAGCACGAGUGUGCCGAGCUUCCAGGAGACAGCGAAGGAUGUGACGACAGCAUCUUCUUAAUGGGCUUCGCCUCAGACGCGCAGUCGGAGGUAUUGAACGAGUUCCACAGCGGUCUGGGCAUAAGCGACCUCGAGGUGGCUGUCAACAAAGCCUCUGGACCGACGCCGCCAGGCUGCGCCGUUUGCGAGGCAUGUCUCACUUGUUGGAGCCGAUGUGCAGCGUCUCCGGCCGAUGUGGUGCCACGCAGCGACGUCGGUCAGCUGAGGGCGUUGUUGGAAUCCGUGGUGGCCAGGGCUGGCGGCCCUGCACUCCUCAGGCUGUCAGAGCAUGAUGAGAUCUGGGUGACAUCCACCGGUACAACGGCGAAAAGGGCAGCGCAGAUUGAAGGCUUUGCACCGGUCGUUUGCCGCAGUGCGCUAGGCCGAUAUGCGGUGCUCGCCGAGGCGGUCUGCUGGUACGAAGGCUCCUGGCCGGGGCAGAUCCUCAAGGCACGCUGCCUCGCCGGCCCAGCAAGAGGCUGGUCGAGACCGGAGGUCCCUCUCCGGUUGGCGCCAUCGGGAAAGCUUGGAGACUGGCUGGAAGGACAGGAGUCAGCUGUAGGGAGCGCACUCGAUCCGCAAUGUGUGCUUCGUUUGGCGGCCACGAGUUCGAACGGUACAGAGGAAGCAUGGUCGUUUCCGUCAGAAACAAAUGAAGCUUUCAUCGGUGGGAAGACCUGUGACAUCUUCUACUUUUCAGAGAUCCUCUCGGCGGAGGACUGCGAAAAGCUGGUCGCCAUGGCGCUUUGCUUCCAGCAGCCUACUGCAAAACGACAGCCAGCCACAGCUGUUCCGCUCCCUACCCACUGCCGCGUGCCCGGGGCCGUGGAGACGCGAUUGCGAUCUGUGAUGGCCAGGUGCACAGGAGAAGUGGCAAUAGAUGGUCUCGUGUUCGACAUGACUGAAACAGCAGAGGUAGAAGCUGCGCUCGUUUGGGAAGAGGCAGAGUCUCGGGGACUUCGCAGCAGUCGAGGGGCUGGCGUCGAGGUUGCAGUCCGGCUCACUGCGUGGCUUUCUCCCACAACUGGCGGCGAGAUUAUUUUUCCUGAAGCCGAAGCUCAGUUCCGCACGGACCAGGAUCUUAUGGAGAACGAAGCUUCGGAGCGAAUGCUGCAGCCGCGGCCAGGCAGCGUGGUCGUCGUGACCCGGCAUGAAGAGAGUUGGUAG
Molecule: messenger RNA, 1338 nt
Organism: Symbiodinium sp. CCMP2592
Lineage: Eukaryota; Dinophyceae; Suessiales; Symbiodiniaceae
Source: the annotation of a GenBank genome assembly